Molecule: messenger RNA, 1523 nt
Organism: Caenorhabditis angaria
Lineage: Eukaryota; Metazoa; Nematoda; Chromadorea; Rhabditida; Rhabditidae
Source: the annotation of a GenBank genome assembly
AUGGAUUUAACUACAACAGAAACGAAGACAUCAAAAUGGGUUGCUGAUGGUAUGGAAGCUGUUAAACUGUCUUUCGGUGAAUUUAAAAUUUCGAAAGUUAUUUUUCCCAUGAAAAACAUGUUUUUUUGCAGUUCACAAAAUCAACGAUCUCGGCACAGUUCCAGAAUAUGAGCCAGAAUUCGUAUAUCAACACUUUGGACAGAAGUAAGAGUUUAAAAAAAACUGACCUCUUUUUGAAGCACAUGAAAAAUGUAAAUGAAAACACUUAGAUAAAACGUGUAUUUUUCACGUGAAGUAUUUAAAAAUAAAAACACAUUUCAUUCAUUUAUUUUCCAGCGAAACAAUAUUUGGAUACGAAAAUCUGAAGGUGACCAUAAAUUAUGCCGAUGCCUCACUUCAUUUCUAUCCUCAAAUCGAAUACACUUCCAAAUUCAACGAAGAUCCUGACAUCCAACCAGAUGAUAUCAUGAUAAAAUUGAAAGAACAACAACCAAGUGAUCAACUGGAUAUGCUGGUUGAGUCAAAAGCUGAAUUUAAUGUACUUAAUUCUAUUUUUUUAGUUUUAUAUAUAUUUUAUUUUUUCCAGGCGAUAUUAGAAAAACAAAAAUCGUUCAAUCCAAUUGGAGAAUUAAUCGAAAAAUUUGCAAGUGGUGAAUCGAAUCUUGAAAUUUAUAAGGUCGCAGAGCCAUCCCAAGAAAUUGACCAUUUUCUGGGAAGAGCUCAAUAUAUGGCUCUUUUUUAUAUCGACGCUGCUUCUUACACCGAUGUGCAAGAUGAACGAUGGUUGCAUUAUCUUAUCUACGAAAAUUGCGAUAAUGGAGAAGGCGAUGGUUCAACUCAUCGAAAAUUCGCAGGCUACGCGUCGCUUUAUCGCUAUUACGCGUAUCCGGAUAAAAUCCGUCCUCGAGUCGCGCAAAUUCUUCUUCUUCCACAAUACAGAGGACAGGGAACUGCUGCGAAAUUCUUGCAAACAAUUUAUAAAGAUUUGUGGGCGACGUCGAAUAUUUUGGAUAUUGCAGUUGAAGAUCCAGCCGAUGCAUUUAUCUUUCUUCGUGAUUAUGUUGAUUGUUGCAAUUGUUUGGCGCUCACCCAAUUUUCACCACAAAAUUUGAGGCGGGGAUUUAGCGAUGAGAUGCGAUUGGCUGCCUUGGAAAAAUAUAAAAUUAACAGGGUUUGUUGGAAAAUUUUGUAUUUUUUUCAUUCAAAAUUCAUUUUUUUUUCAGAAACAAGCCCGGCGCGUCUACGAAAUUCUCCGCUUCCGCGUCACCAACCCGAACGACGCGGAAGACUUGAAAUCGUAUCGAUUAGACGUUAAAAGACGAUUGCAUGCUCCGAUGAGAAAAUCAGAAAAAGACAAGCGACGAUUGAAUUGCGCAUUAACACAAGAAGAAUUGACGCAAGCUGCGGUUAAUGAGAAAGAUUUGAAAGAGACGCAUGCUUUACUUGAACAACUCUAUCAAACAACUGUCAAGGAAUACGAGAAAACUGUUGCUAGACUCGAAAAAUAUCCAACAAUUUUUUAA